This is a messenger RNA of Spirodela intermedia, 1350 nucleotides long. The record is from the annotation of a GenBank genome assembly. Lineage: Eukaryota; Viridiplantae; Streptophyta; Magnoliopsida; Alismatales; Araceae.
AUGACGAUCAAGCUGAGGAUAGAGAGCGAAAAGCUGGUGAAGUCGAGCGAAGAGAAGGGGAGGAGGCCGGUAGGGGAACAGGUGCAGCUCAGUGUCUUCGACACGGUGACCUACAACACCUUCUUCCCCAUCAUCUUCACCUUCCGAGCGCCUUCCGUCUGCAACCGCGCCAUAGAACUUGGCCUGCGGCUUGCCCUCGCCGAGUACCCGGAAUGGGCCGGCCGCAUGGCCCCCGGCGGGGUCGCCACCAUCCUCCUCAACGACGGCGGCGUGCGGCUCGUCGAGGCCGCCUGCGACGCCCCACUGAGCUUCGCCGUGCCGCGCGUGCCGACCCCCGACCUGCUCCACCUCCACGGAGCUCGAGCGUACGGCGGCGCCGCCGAGCAGGAUGACGACCGCCCGCUUCUGCACGUCCAGCUGACGCGGUUCUCCUGCGGUGGGCUCGCCGUUGGCCUGACGGCGAGCCACAUCGUCGCCGACGGCUGCGCCGCCUGCUCGUUCUGGAUCACCUGGGGACGCGCCGCCCGGGGACUGGCGGUGCCGCCGCGGGCCGUCCUUGGCCGGGGAAUCUUUCCGGUUAGGAGCCCACCGAGGGUCGAGUUCGAGCACCGAGGGGUCGAGUACAGCGCAACUCCUCCGGCGCCGGCGACGGCGACUGCUGUCCAGUGGGAAGGAGUGAUCGACGACAUCGUGCUAGAGAAGGUGCACUUCCCUGUGGAGUUUCUGAGGAAGCUGAGAGCGGAAGCUUCCUUCCCGGACUUGCAGCGUCCCCACAGCACCUUUGAAACCUUGGUAGCGCACCUGUGGAGGACGGUGACGAAGGCCAGGGGAGUGGAAGAGGAGGUGGAAACCCACCUGAGGAUCUCCGUCAAUGGGCGGAGAAGGAUGAAUCCGCCAGUCCCUGAUGAGUACCUCGGCAACCUGGUUCUCUGGGCAUUCCCCGCGGCGACGGCGGGGGAGCUCCUCCGCCGGCCGCUGCACCACGCGGCGGCGCUCAUCCGCGAGGCGGUGGCAAGGGUCGACGACCGCUAUUUCCGGUCGUUUAUCGACUUCUCCGAGCAGAUGAAGGCGGCCCCGCCGGGAGAAAGGUCGACUCCCACGGCGGAGAUGGAGAACCGGGUCCUCAGCCCGCAUCUGGAGGUGGAUAGCUGGUUGAGAUUCCCAUUCUACGACGUUGACUUCGGGAGCGGGGGGCCGGACUUAUUCACCCCUACGUGGUCGCCGUAUGAAGGAUUCCUGGUGCUGCUCCCUUCUGCAGCUGGGGACUGCGGCGUGGACGUGCUAGUCCCUCUCCUUCGGGAAAGGAUGCCCAUCUUCAAGGAGAUCUGCUACACUCUGGAAGCAAAUUAG